Messenger RNA from Chlorella variabilis, 1056 nucleotides. RefSeq lists its product as hypothetical. The record is from RefSeq and is a predicted model, not a curated record. The transcript has 5 exons. The coding region runs from base 1 to 1056 and encodes 351 amino acids. NCBI's taxonomy places the organism in Eukaryota, Viridiplantae, Chlorophyta, Trebouxiophyceae, Chlorellales, Chlorellaceae.
AUGGACACGCUGCUGCAGCCAGCCAGGGACCUGCUGGCUGGCGUGACGUUGCGUGACUACCUGUCCACCCGACCUCCGCGCGCCGUCACCAGCGUAGCCACCACCGACCAGCUGGGCGCUGUGCUGCGCCGGUUUGCGGCUGGCGGGCUGGUCGCAGCGCCGCUGUUUGCAGACGAGGCGCGCACCGCCUACCUGGGCUUUAUAGACCUGCUGGAUGUGGUGGCGGCGGUGGUGGAAGCAGCACGGCUGUCUGCGGGAAGCUCCGGCAGCGGCCACGAGCUGAGGCAGCGCGCAGCGGCAACAGCCAACGCUCUGGCGUCGCAGCCGGUGGGCACCAUCCGGGCCGCCACCAACGACGCACAAGUGGUCUACCUUUCUCAGCUGGGCAGCAGCCUGCUGGAGGUGGUGCGCGAGGGCUUUGCGGCCCCGGUCGACAACCUGGCCUGCCACCGCCUGGCAGUCUUCCAGCCCAGCGGCGGCAGCAUGAGCAGCGGCAGCAGCAGAAGCAGCAGCAGCCCGGAGCUCGCUGCCAUGGAUGCAGACGGCAGCGGGAGCAGCAGCCUGCAGUUGACCCACAUCGUGGGGUUCAGGGAGAAGGCGGUGAUGUGUGUGUCUGCUGACAUGGCGGUAUUUGAUGCGCUGGCGGGCAUGGUGGACAACAAGGUGCCCGCUGUGGCUGUGAUAGAUUCCGAGGAGAGCGGCGUGCUGAUCGGCAACAUCAGCAUCAGCGAGCUGCGCGGCAUACUGCCAGAGCACUUUGAGCAGCUGGUGGAGCCGGUGGGCGAGUUUCUGGGCGGCGGCUGGCGCGGCAGCCCACACUGGCAGCCCAGAAGCCAGGGUGGAAUUGCUCAGGCGUUUGGCAUCCGGUCCCCGGAGCAGCUGCCGCACACACCCAGCCUGGCCUCCUGCACCCUGGACAGCCGGUUUGGGGAGGUGCUGGACCUACUGGCCAGCCUCCACCUGCACCGCCUCUUCGUCGUGGACAGCGAGGGGCGGCCGUCAGGGGUGGUGUCGCUCACCGACCUCCUGCGGCUGAUUGCGGGCGACUCGGAAUGA